AGCGUUCGAGCGCUGAAGGUCUCUCUGUUGUUAACCAUCCACCUGCUAUGCAAAUACACACAGAAACACGCACACCUCCUGCACGCUACAUACCGGCCUCACAUACAAAGUCCUGGAAGAUUUGCAUUCACACCUCACAGCAGAAACUUUCCUGAUGAACUGAAGACCGCACGCAUCAUGAGUUUCCUCGGGAAGCUGAAAUCAUCUAAACACAACGGACCACCUGCUCCACCCAGACGAACAGGGAAUUUAGUAGAAAACAAUUCUGGUUGUGGCUGGCCGGAAGGGGAGUUUGAUGAUGAAGAUGAUACAUAUGAGGCUCCGCCGUGUGAACGGCCAACUAUAAAUGUCCAACCCCGUCAAGUGGAAGAUGUUUACCUGGGUUAUCCAAACCGAAUCCCAAACCCUGUUACUCCCAAACGACAGGCAGCUCCACCCCCACGUCCGGCCAAGAUCCUCCCUGCAGGCAAAAGCAUGAAAGCAGAACCACCACAUGAUCCAGAGGAGUUCUACGUCGACCCAAACGAUCGCAAACCUCCUGAAGUGAUACGUAAGGACAAACCUGGUAAAAAGUCUCCAGCAAAGAAACCCACAAGACCCUCACUGGUCCCACAACACGAUGAAGACGUUUAUUUGGACCCGAAUGAAGGACAGGAGGAUGACACGUAUCUGGAGCCGGUUGCAGAUUGUCCUUCUCCGGCCCGAAGCUCUGCUCGCAAGUCACCAGUGCCUCCUAAAAGCCUCGGACGAGACCCUCCAGCAUCGAUCAUGAAACCACCUGUUCCAGGAGCCAAAUCUAGUUCACUUCUGAGCGGAGAAAGUCUGAAUAAAGUUCUUCCAGCUGAGGUCAGACGUUCCUCGCUUUCAGGCCAGCUGUCCCCCCCUAAACCAGCCCAUAAACCCAUCCCUCCCACCCCCAUCCCCAAAGAACCCAAACCCAGUCCUUCUAUACCUUCAUCUCAAGAGUCAGCGCCCUCUUUUGGAAUAAAGCCUGUGACUCAAUCGUUUGCACAGGAGGCGGGGCUUCAGGACAGGCCGUGGUUUGCUGGGGUUUGUGAACGCAAAACUGCAGAGGAAACAGUUUUCAGGAUGAAAAAGGAUGGCACGUUUCUGGUCAGGUGCAGUAGUUCACAGAGCGGAUGUCAACCAUACACGCUGGUGGUCCUCUAUCAUCAUACGGUCUAUAACAUCCCUGUGCGCCUUCUAGAGGACUCACAGUUCUACGCUCUGGGGAAAGAGGGCAAGAAGACCGAAGAGCUUUUCAGCAGUUUGCAGGAGAUGAUCUCACAUCAUAUGCAGAAUCCCAUUCUGCUGAUUGAUCGUAAGACUCAGUCCAAACACACCACGUACCUCUCGCACCCCGUACGGCCCUAAUGCAGCUCUCUCGCCGUCUCUCUCCGCUCUGACCCUAACACACACAAAUAUAUGUACAGUAUGCUUUAAAAACACUCAAUUAUUUAUAAGAUUUUGUUUGUAAUGCAUACUUCAUUUAGUGCUUUAUGUUUAGUACUUACCAUGAGCUAUGUAGUGUUCAUUAGCUUUACUGACAGUUAUAUAUAAAUAUGAUGUUGGUGUAAAAUUGUUUAAAUAAAA
This is a messenger RNA of Triplophysa dalaica, 1593 nucleotides long. Its product is annotated as B-cell linker protein. Bases 178 to 1374 code for a protein of 398 amino acids. The transcript is spliced from 19 exons. Gene Ontology annotation, biological process: intracellular signal transduction; cell surface receptor protein tyrosine kinase signaling pathway. NCBI's taxonomy places the organism in Eukaryota, Metazoa, Chordata, Actinopteri, Cypriniformes, Nemacheilidae. The record is from RefSeq and is a predicted model, not a curated record.